UAUUCUUUCUGCAGCUCAGGCUAAAAGGACAGUGGUUACCAGGACAUGUGCUUCUCCUGGUGGAUCACCAGAGUACAAGACAGAUCAUAAAAACACCCUUAAAAACCUCUGCUCCCAAGUAUACUAAUAUUAGGUUAGCUAAAGCUAUUCAGGUGCCUAAGUGUAACAUUAAUUACACCCAGUCAGAGGGCAAGGCAAAGUUAAAUGGCAGAAAGUGUGAAUGUGUAAUCCUCUUAGCGGAGGGUGAAACAUUGGGACCAAGAUUCCAAUCUACAACAUUAAGAAACAUGCCUCUUUAUCCUGGUCUGUCUCUUGUUAAGAGCAUAUUGCUGGGCUUUUCCCCUUUUUAUCCUGUUUGACUGUUAUUUUAAUAGCCCACAGGUCCUGGCUCCACAAAGAUAAGACAGAUCUGUGAUGUGAGGAUAAAGAACCGUGAAGAGCAGGUAUCUAUCAUGGAAGGAGACCUCCUGAUCUGAGACCUUCCCUGGAAGCUGGGGAGUCCUGAGAUAGAGUGGACACUGGAAUUGCUAGACCUGCACCCUAUCUUAACCCCUCUGUUUAGAGUGGAGAAGGCCUGAAUGACAUCUCAGCCUUCAGAGAUCAGCAGUAGCUGUGUGACAACGGAGCAUUUGACCCAGAUGAUGGAAAGGACAGCUUGGUGUUCUCCAGAUUCUGCCCUUUUCAAGGAAGAAGAGGAUAUGACCAGUUCUCUUGAAACAGUAACAUUUAAGGAUGUGGCUGUGGACCUCACCCAGGAGGAAUGGCAGCAAAUGAAACCUGCUCAGAGGGACUUGUACCGUGAUGUGAUGCUGGAGAACUAUAGCAACCUAGUCACAGUGGGCUGCCAAGUCACCAAACCAGAUGUGAUCUUCAGGUUGGAGCAGGAAGAGGAACCAUGGGUGGUAGAAGAAGAAAUGCUUGGGAGGCCCUGUCCAGAAGUUUGGGAAGAUGAUGAACAGAUCAAGGAGCAGCAGGAAACACUUGUGAGGAAAGUUACAUCCAUCUCCAAGAAAACUCUAAUUAAGGAAAAUGUCAUUGAAUGUAAAAAAGUUGCAAAAGUAUUUCCUCUGGGUUCAGACAUUGUUACUUCAAGACAAAACUUCUAUGAAUAUUAUGACUCAUUUGAUAAGGGUUUUGAACAUAAUUUAGACUUACUUAGUUAUGAGAAAGGCUGUAUAAGAGAGAAAAAUUAUGAGUGUAAUAAGUAUGGGAAACCAUUUUACCAUUGCUCAUCCCAUGUUGUAACCCCCUUUAAGUGUAAUCAGUGUGGACAAGACUUUAAUCAUAAAUUUGACCUCAUCAGACAUGAGAGAAUUCAUGCUGGAGAGAAACCGUAUGAAUGUAAGGAAUGUGGAAAAGCUUUCAGUAGGAAGGAAAAUCUUAUUACACAUCAAAAAAUUCAUACUGGGGAAAAACCAUAUAAGUGUAAUGAAUGUGGAAAAGCUUUCAUUCAAAUGUCAAACCUUAUUAGACACCAGAGAAUUCAUACCGGAGAAAAACCUUAUGCAUGUAAGGAUUGUUGGAAGGCCUUCAGUCAGAAAUCAAAUCUCAUUGAACAUGAGAGAAUUCAUACUGGAGAAAAACCCUAUGAAUGUAAGGAAUGUGGAAAAGCCUUCAGCCAGAAGCAAAAUCUUAUUGAGCAUGAGAAAAUUCAUACUGGCGAGAAACCUUAUGCAUGUAAUGAAUGUGGUAGAGCUUUUUCUCGAAUGUCAUCUGUUAAUCUACAUAUGAGAAGUCACACAGGGGAGAAACCUUAUAAAUGUAAUAAAUGUGGAAAAGCCUUCUCUCAAUGCUCAGUAUUUAUUAUACAUAUGAGAAGUCAUACAGGUGAGAAACCCUAUGUAUGCAGUGAAUGUGGGAAAGCCUUCUCUCAAAGUUCAUCCCUUACUGUACAUAUGAGAAAUCAUACAGCUGAGAAACCCUAUGAAUGUAAUGAAUGUGGAAAAGCCUUCAGCCGGAAAGAAAAUCUCAUUACACAUCAAAAAAUUCAUACUGGAGAGAAACCUUAUGAAUGUAAUGAAUGUGGGAAAGCUUUUAUUCAGAUGUCAAACCUCAUCCGACACCAGAGAAUUCAUACUGGUGAAAAACCCUAUGUGUGUACAGUAUGUGGGAAAGCCUUUAGUCAGAAAUCAAAUCUCACUGAACAUGAGAAAAUUCAUACUGGAGAGAAACCCUAUCAUUGUAAUCAAUGUGGAAAAGCUUUCAGUCAGAGACAAAAUCUCCUUGAACAUGAAAAAAUUCAUACUGGAGAGAAACCGUUUAAAUGUAAUGAAUGCGGUAAAGCCUUCUCUCGAAUCUCAUCCCUUACUCUUCACGUUAGAAGUCAUACAGGGGAGAAACCGUAUGAAUGUAAUAAAUGUGGAAAAGCCUUCUCUCAAUGCUCAUUACUUAUAAUACAUAUGAGAAUUCACACCGGUGAGAAACCCUUUGAAUGUAAUGAAUGUGGGAAAGCAUUCUCUCAAAGAGCAUCCCUUUCUAUACAUAAGAGAGGUCAUACAGGUGAGAAACGCCGAGUAUACUAAAUGAAUAAAGGCCUUCUCUUAAAUUCAAUCCAUGCUUUACUUAACUUUAAAAUAUCUUGGCAUAGUCUCAAAAAAUGAAAAAGAUCUUUAUGAAAAAAUUGUAAAGUUUUAUUGAAGGGCAAAAGACUUGAGUAAAUGGAGGGAAAUACCACGGAUGUAGAUGGAAAAACCCAAUAUCGUAAAAUGUCUUUUCUCCCCAAAUUAAUCUAUGGACCUAAUAUAGUUCCAAACAUCUAACAAGAAUUUUCUAGGAUUUUUACCAAAUGCUUCUAAAAUCCAUAUGAAAUAAAAGUCUAUGGAUUGCUGAGACAAUAUUGAAUAAGAACGGA
Messenger RNA from Eubalaena glacialis (North Atlantic right whale), 2851 nucleotides. It is a transcript of the gene ZNF568, whose product is annotated as zinc finger protein 568. Gene Ontology annotation, molecular function: DNA-binding transcription repressor activity, RNA polymerase II-specific. The record is from RefSeq and is a predicted model, not a curated record. Gene Ontology annotation, cellular component: nucleus. Lineage: Eukaryota; Metazoa; Chordata; Mammalia; Artiodactyla; Balaenidae. The coding region runs from base 579 to 2522 and encodes 647 amino acids. Gene Ontology annotation, biological process: negative regulation of transcription by RNA polymerase II. The transcript has 7 exons.